Molecule: messenger RNA, 2019 nt
Organism: Lepisosteus oculatus (spotted gar)
Lineage: Eukaryota; Metazoa; Chordata; Actinopteri; Semionotiformes; Lepisosteidae
Source: RefSeq, a predicted model, not a curated record
UUGUGACGCUAGUUCAGAGCUUGGGUAAGGAAACCCUUUUCGACAAAUAGACGUGGUGUUUUGGAGAAUACGGAGGAGGUGUCUUGUGGGGGGGGAGUUUGUUUCUGUUUUGUACAAGGUUUUGGCUAGGCUGAGCAUUUGUUGUAUCAAAUAUUUCAAAAUCCCUGUAGUUCGCGAAGAAAAAAGUUUUCAUCUUAGUUUACCGAGAUGGAAUAGCGAAACAUGGGAAGCACAUCUCUGAAAUGGUUGUUUACACGAAGCACGCUUUGUUCAUUAAUGCAAAUCUUGUGCUUCUGAUAACUUUUAGUAUUACUCUUGUCAUACUGCCUUAGCUGCAUAACACAACAUGAAUUAGAACUCUGGCAGUCACGAUAACCACGCCAAAGGCAGAAAACAGGUUUUACAACGACGUACUUUUGACAGAUUGCAAUUUCCAUUCAACAACUGUAAUGCAAUGCGUAUUAAAAUUUAUACACCAAGCGUAGUCACUAAUUUGGAUAGUUCAUUCUUGGCAAUUCGCAAUGUCAGUGAUCUAUUGCAAUGUUGAAUUGUGCACUUUUUCAGACUCGCAGAGUGGGUACAAUCUUGUGUAACACUUCGAAAAAAAUUAACGUCUUGAGCAAUUGAGCUGAGGGUAUAACAGCCUUUCAGUUCACACAGAAAUGGAGGAGUUGAACAUCGUUUUACGAUCCGAGUCGUUAAAGGGAUUAACGUCCCUCUUGGUUUAAGGGUAGAGGAAUUUAGAUUUUUUUUUUAAUCUGUUCUCCACAAUCGUUGAGACAUCAUGUGGCUGGAUGUGCUGAUACGCAGCGGUGGGGAAUGUGUGUUGUCUCCUUAUCUUCGUCAUUAAGGUGUUGCACCACACACCUGAGGUGCAGGGCACAUAUGGGGUUUGGUUUUCCCACUUUCGAGCAGCGGUGCGUAAUUAAAAGCUCAACAGCGCUGUGUUGUCUUGCAGUACACCGUCUCUGCUCCUCUAAUCAACGCGUAGCUAUGUAGAUCUCGGUGCGCCUGCUGCUAGGAUUUGACCUCACUUUUUUUUGGUACGGCUCUGUUGUAGCAGCUCUUUGCCGGAGCUCCGGCGGAGGAGGAGGAGUAGUUGUCGUCCUCUGUGCUCGCCAGUAUGUUUCACCCUGCCCGCAGUGCAUCGUUUGCGGGGCUAGAAACACGUUUUGCGGUUCGCAUUUCGGGCUAAGAUGGACGAGUCGUCCCUCUUGGAUUUACUCGAGUGCUCGGUAUGUCUGGAGCGGCUGGACACCACCGCCAAAGUCCUGCCUUGCCAGCACACUUUCUGCCGCCGCUGCCUGGAAAAUAUCGUCAGCUCCCGCAACGAGCUGCGCUGCCCGGAGUGCCGGAUACUGGUGGACUGCGGCGUGGACGAUUUACCAGCUAACAUCCUUUUGGUGCGGCUGCUGGACGGGAUUAAACAGCGACCCAGAAACGGAGGGAGACCGUCUCUCACCGGGGCUUCCCUUGGAUGCGCGUCCGGCAUCUCAGCCUCUCCUCCAGGGACAGCCAUCCGAGACUUGCCGACCGCCACUCGGAGCUCCCCGGUCAAGAAUGUUCCUCAGCUGCCCUGUGGAAAAGCCCUCUACAACUAUGAAGGCAAAGAGCCUGGAGACCUCAAGUUUAACAAGGGUGACGUCAUCAUCUUGCACAGGAAGGUGGAUGAGAACUGGUACCACGGCGAGCUGAAUGGCAGCCAUGGCUUCCUCCCGGCCAGCUACAUACAGUGCAUCAAGCCACUCUCCCAGCCCCCGCCCCAGGGCAAGGCGCUGUACGACUUCGAGGUCAAGGACAAGGACCAAGACAAGGACUGCCUGACCUUCACAAAGGAUGAAAUUCUGACUGUGAUAAGGAGAGUGGACGACAACUGGGCAGAGGGAAUGUUGGGAGAUAAAAUUGGGAUCUUCCCUAUUUUGUAUGUAGAGCUUUCAGCAUUCUUCCUGGACCUUUGUCUUCAGGUUGAUCUGGGAUGAUUGCUUUGCGUGUAUUCCUGAAGCCAUGCUACCAGAGACG